Molecule: messenger RNA, 1684 nt
Organism: Peromyscus leucopus (white-footed mouse)
Lineage: Eukaryota; Metazoa; Chordata; Mammalia; Rodentia; Cricetidae
Product: leukocyte immunoglobulin-like receptor subfamily A member 6
Exons: 8
Biological process (GO): cytokine-mediated signaling pathway
Molecular function (GO): inhibitory MHC class I receptor activity
Source: RefSeq, a predicted model, not a curated record
UAGAGACCACACCCUGUGUCUCCUGUCCCUCCAGACAGUCUCUGUAGCUCUGCCCAUGAGCACAGUUGCAGCCUCCAGGAGGAGAUGCCAUGACCUUCACCUUCACAGCCCUGCUCUGUCUGGGACUGACUCUGGGCCUGGGGACCCCAGUGCUGGCAGGGACCUCCCUAAGCCUAUCCUCACAGUGCAGCCAGACUCCGUGGUCUACAAGCAGACUACAGUGAACUUCGUGUGUGAGGGGACCACAGAAGCCAAAGCAUACAGACUCUACAAAGAGGAAAUCCAAACACUAAAGCCCAUAGAGUUUCUACAAAAUCCUAAGAACAAGGCAGAAUUCUCAAUCUCAAAAAUAGACCAAAAACAUGCAGGACGAUAUCGCUGUCAAUAUCAAAUCAAUGAUGGACGGUGGUCAGAGUACAGUGACUCCCUGGAUCUGGUGGUGACAGGAUUAUACAGUAAACCCAGCCUGUCAGCCCAGCCCAGCCCUGUGGUGACUGAAGGAGGACAUGUAACCCUCCAGUGUGUCUCUGGGCAGGGAUAUCACAGUUUUGUUAUGAUUAAGGAAGGACCUCAGAAGCUCUCCUGGACACGGGACUCAGAGUAUAACUACUAUACUAGACAGUUCCAGGCCCUGUUCUUUGUGGGCCCUGUGACCUCCAGCCAAAGGUGGACAUUCAGAUGCUACAGCUUUAACAGGAACAGACCAUAGGUGUGGUCAGAACCUAGUGACCCCCUGGAGCUCCUGGUCUCAGGUCUGUCCAAGAAGCCGUCCUUGCUGACUCACCAAGGCCAGAUCCUGGACCCUGGGAAGAGCCUCACCCUGCAGUGUUGCUCUGACAUCAACUAUGACAGAUUUGCUUUGUACAAGUUGGGAGGAGCUGACUUCACCCAGCAUGAUGUCCAGUGGACCCAGGCUGGCCUCUCCUUGGCCAACUUCACACUGGGCCCUGUGAGCAGCUCUACUACAGGCCAAUACAGAUGCUAUGGUGCACACAACCUCUCCUCUGCGUGGUCAGCCUCCAGUGACCCCCUGGACAUCCUGAUCACAGGUCAGCUUCCCUUCAGUCCUUCCCUCUCAGUGAAGCCUAACUCCACAGUACACUCUGCGGACAACGUGACCCUGCUGUGUCAGUCACCAUACAAGAUGGAUACUUUCAUUCUGUCCAAGGAGGGAGCAGCUCACCAACCCCAGCGACUAAAAGCAAAGUUCCAUGUCUGGGAUUUCCAGGCAGAAUUCUCCAUGAGUGCUGUGACCUCUGACCUCUCAGGCAUCUACAGGUGCUAUGGAUCUCAGGACUCAUCUCCCUACCUCUUGUCACAUGGCAGUGGCCCCGUGGAGCUCACGGUCUCAGGAUCCAUUAGAGCCCACAGCCCACCACCCUCAAGACCUAUGCCAACAGCUGCCUCAGAGAACCAGGAUCACACAGUGGAGAAUCUCAUCAGGAUGGGGAUGGCUGUCAUGAUCCUCAUAGUCCUUGGGAUUCUGGUCUUUGAGGGUUGGGGCAGCCAGAGACAGAUCCACCAUGCAGCUGAGAGGUAAUCAGAAGAGAAAGAAGUAAAUCUUUCAAGGUUCCAGAGUCUGGGAAAUAAAUGGGAUGAUCCAAGAUUUCUGUAAGGAAAUCCAUUUCUUAUGCCGAGGAACCAUUGUCAGAGAACGUCCAGGGAGCAAAUGUUCACUGGGUGC